AUGGCGUCGAAGAUUAUCUCCGCCAUAGUCUUUGUGUUCAAUCUCAUUGCCUUUGGUUUAGCCGUUGCCGCUGAACAAAGACGAAGCACUGCAAGGGUUGUGCAAGACACUGAGGUUCAAUACAACUACUGUGUUUAUGAUUCGGACAGAGCCACAGGAUAUGGAGUUGGAGCGUUUUUGUUCUCAAUGGUUAGUCAGCUCCUUAUCAUGCUCGUUAGCCGUUGCUUCUGUUGUGGCAAGCCUCUCAAGCCUGGUGGUUCACGCGCUCUUGCCCUCGUUCUCUUCAUUGUCAGCUGGAUGUUCUUCUUGAUAGCAGAGAUAUGUCUAUUAGCUGGAUCCGUGGAAAAUGCAUAUCACACAAAGUACAGGACAAUGUUCAUGGACAAUCCUCCUGAUUGUCAGACUCUUCGUAAGGGUGUCUUCGCAGCUGGUGCUUCUUUCGUCUUCUUCAACGCCAUUGUCUCUCAGUUAUAUUACUUUUUCUUCUCUUCAGCAGCUGAGGCCUCCCUCUCGCCUUACUAG
Messenger RNA from Microthlaspi erraticum, 522 nucleotides. NCBI's taxonomy places the organism in Eukaryota, Viridiplantae, Streptophyta, Magnoliopsida, Brassicales, Brassicaceae. The record is from the annotation of a GenBank genome assembly.